Penicillium angulare is the source of this 537-nucleotide messenger RNA. Its product is annotated as copper transporter family protein. Gene Ontology annotation, molecular function: copper ion transmembrane transporter activity. Gene Ontology annotation, biological process: copper ion transmembrane transport; intracellular copper ion homeostasis. Gene Ontology annotation, cellular component: plasma membrane. NCBI's taxonomy places the organism in Eukaryota, Fungi, Ascomycota, Eurotiomycetes, Eurotiales, Aspergillaceae. The record is from RefSeq and is a predicted model, not a curated record. The transcript has 2 exons. The coding region runs from base 1 to 537 and encodes 178 amino acids.
AUGGCGACCUCCACUGGUUCGUCCAUGGACAUGGACAUGAGCUCAGGCUCCUCCCUGAUGCCGAUGUCUGAUAUGGCCAUGACCUUCUUCACAUCUUACAAGACGCCCAUCUUUGCGGAUGACUGGACCCCGACCUCGAAGGGUACAUAUGCCGGCACCUGUAUCUUUAUCAUCGUGCUGGCGCUCAUCUUGCGCGUCUGCAUUGCCAUUCGACCGAUCUUAGAGGGGCGUCUGUGGACCGAUGGCGUUCGUCAUGGUACGGGACUCAUUGGAGAAACAGAGACCAAGCAUCUCUCUGGCGCUCAAACGAGUAUGGAAGAACUUGGAAGGAGAUGGUCGAGAUGGCGUGUCAACCCCGCCGCUAGUCGUGCGACGUUUGAGGUUCUGAUUGCUGGGAUUGCUUAUUUACUUAUUCUCAGCAUGUUGGCCAUCAUGACUAUGAAUGUUGGAUACUUUCUUUCUGUCCUUGCGGGUAUUUGGCUAGGCACUUUUAUCAUGGGCAGUGUUGCUUCGGAGAGCGGCUACAUGCACUGUUAA